ACGAGUGUUUCGCCACACUAACUCCCAUUACUGUAAAGGGACAGUGUGCAAAGUGACGAUCCCUGUGAUGUCACACCGGAGAAAUACCAGAGUUGUGACACGUUCAAAACCCCGUAAAUUUCGAGUCCCCCCCCCCCCCCUCUACCAGCUGGAUUCUUCACCUGACAACGCCUCUCCCGCGUCAGCCGCGACCGAAACUUGAAGGAAACACCUGGCAGACGGGGAAGGAGCGACGGAGACGCACUGUUCCACACGCUGUCGCUGCGCGGUGUCAGCUGUUUGGACGAAUCGGUGCCUUUCUGACCCGUGGCCGGGGGCGUUCACGGUCCCGCGGACAAAGUGGUUUCGUUUAUUUAACGCUCACAAGUCGCCACUUCCGGGACGGGACGCCGGUCCAGGGUUCCCCGCUGGGCGCCGACAACAACAACUGACCAACAUGGAGUUUGAACUGCAGGCCAUGAUCGGGAAUGGCAACGACGACCAGGUCGCAGGUAAUAAUGGGGUGUUGCUGCUCUCUGGCUGUGAAGCAGAGGCUCAAAGGAAUCAGAAAAAUAAAUACUCUCAUCGAGAGAUGAGCGCCAUGUGCAGGAUUAGGGAAGAACUGAAUAUGAAGGUCUUCAGAAAACUGACAGUAUGGAUGGUCCUUGUCUUCAUUCUUUUCCUCAUCGUUGGGGUGAUAAUUAUUUCGCUGGCGGUGUGCUCAGCGAUCCAUAAGGACGUGGAUGAGGAGUUUGACCGUUCGUCGUUCAAUGUUUCUCUGUAUUUCAACGGGAGCUUCCAACUGCCCAACCUGGUCUUUACGGAAGAACUUUCCUCCGAAAGCCAAGCGCUGACCGAUGAACUUCAACUAAAGGUGGUUGACCUCUACAAGGCCUCCCCUGCUCUGGAACGCUACUUUUCCAAAGCUGACAUCUACGCUUUACGGAACGGCUCUGUCAUUGCUGACUACCAGCUGACGUUUGUCAUGCCUGAAGACGAUCAGCUGAGAAACUUCACCCUGAGCAGGGAGAUGGUGUACAACGUGUUCAGACAGUUCCUAUAUGACCAGGAGCCAAACGACUCUGGGCCCACGUACAUCGAUCGCCUUUCCCUAACCAUGUUCUGAAGACAGUGUUCCCAAGUGUUCACAAACAAACUGGGAAACCAGAGUAUCCUGUUUUUCCUUGCAAUUGAAGCGAGACACUGUGCCUCCUACAGUAAUGUGGCUUCUGGUAGCAGGCGAUUCGUCAGACUUACUGUAUGACCUCUCCCAUGAGUGUGUAGAAAUCUCGCAUGCAAUGUACUUUUACCACAGGAAGCUACGCAGCCACAGUCACACAAACUCAAACUGUGUCUGUGGGUAUGUGGGAAGGUCAUACGGAGGAUCUGGUUUAGAGUGUCAAACGGAAUAGUUGAACUCACAAGAGAACGCCGGCAAAAAAUCUGCACUUUGCGACUGUAUAAUUGUAUACCGUUUAUUAUCAUGUAUUACUGUGCCUUGUUUAACUGCAAUUAUUCAUUAUUGGAGUAUAGGUAUACAUUUCAGUGUUGUAACUUUUCAUAUCAAUUUCCUGACUUUCUCUGUAUAUUUGUACAUAAGAAAAAUACCCGGAGUGAUUUUGGAGUGUUUAUUUUUUACAUCUCUGUGCCAUUGGUCUCCCUCACUGGACACGAUUUGCAAACUAAGUUGCGUGUGAAAAAUAUUUGCCUUGAAAGUGGCUAAUGCUGUAGGAAAAUCAGCUUCAGGGAACUGUACAGGAGGCAUUGGUGUGCUGGGGCUGUAAUAUUUUAGCGAAGGCUAUAAAUGUCAAUGUAAAAACACAUAUUCCAUAAAUAAAAGUCACUAAAUGAA
Molecule: messenger RNA, 1831 nt
Organism: Scophthalmus maximus (turbot)
Lineage: Eukaryota; Metazoa; Chordata; Actinopteri; Pleuronectiformes; Scophthalmidae
Product: TPA-induced transmembrane protein homolog
Exons: 6
Coding region: 437-1105 (222 amino acids)
Source: RefSeq, a predicted model, not a curated record